This is a messenger RNA of Phoenix dactylifera (date palm), 805 nucleotides long. RefSeq names its product transcription regulatory protein SNF5, putative (BSH) (gene BSH). Gene Ontology annotation, biological process: chromatin remodeling. The record is from RefSeq and is a predicted model, not a curated record. NCBI's taxonomy places the organism in Eukaryota, Viridiplantae, Streptophyta, Magnoliopsida, Arecales, Arecaceae. Gene Ontology annotation, cellular component: nuclear chromosome.
CGGAGGGAAGAGAGAGAUAGGAGAGAGAUUAGGGUUCUGCAGAGGUUCGAAAGAAAACCGGCAAGAAAACUGAAAUUUGAGCAUGAAAUCCCUCCCGCCAGGCGCCUCGAAAGCGCCCAUCAAGUUUCGAAUGCCAACUGCCGAAAAUCUUAUACCUAUUCGUUUGGACAUUGAAAUUGAUGGGCAGCGGUACAAAGAUGCCUUCACAUGGAAUCCUAAUGAUCCUGACUCAGAAGUGGUCAGUUUUGCAAAAAGAACUGUGAAGGAUCUCAAACUACCACCGACAUUCAUGACGCAGAUUGCCCAAUCUAUUCAAACACAACUGGCAGAAUUUCGGUCAUAUGAAGGACAAGACAUGCAUAUCAAGGAGAAGAUUGUGCCCCUUAAGAUUGAUCUUCGAGUAAAUAACAUUGUAAUAAGGGAUCAGUUUUUGUGGGAUGUAAGCAACUUUGAAAAUGAUCCUGAAGAAUUUGCGAGAACCUUGUGCGAAGACUUGAACAUUGGAGACCCUGAAGUUGGACCAGCAAUUGCAGUUGCUAUCAGGGAGCAGCUUUAUGAGGUUGCAGCUCAAAGUGUUUCUUCUGCACGAGAAACCAGAGUAGGCAAAAAGGGUCGCCGUGGAAUAGAAAAUGUUACAAAUAGUAAGACGGGAAAUAGCGCAUUGGACUUACUAAAGUUAUUUGGCAGCAAAGGAAGUGUCAUUAGGAAAAGGAAGGAGUGGUACUUGUAUGAGCCCAUUGUUGAUCUCCUGUCAAAUGAAGAAGUUGGCGCUCUUGAUGCAAGAGAAGAGCUGAGUGCUCGGUAA